CCCGAGCCCAGGACGAGGGCGGUGGGCAGGGGUCGGAUUGCUGAACGCGGCUCGGGAGGCGCGUCCCCCCAGCUGUCCUCCGCGGCUCGAGCACCCCAUUUCCUUCCCUCCCCUCCCUAGCGCUCCGGCCUGGGGUCUCGGGGAGGGGAGCGGAGGGAAGGGACGAAGGAGAAGGAGGUUUCGCGGAGUGCGGGCGGCGUGGGGAGAAGCGCGCGCUGCCUCUUGCUCUCCCGCCGCUGCCUUUGCCUGCUCGCCCGGUGCCGCGGCCCCGGGGCGCCCGCACUAUGCAGGCGGACUGCCGGCCGCCGCGAUGGCGAGCCGGGCGGUGGUGAGAGCCGGGCACAGCCCUCAACGUUUCCUAGUCCGGGCCGCGGUCGCCGCCCCCGCCCGGGCCGCUCUCCCCCUCUCCCGCUCCUACCCCCUCCCUCUUCGCUCCAACUCCUCCUCCACCUCCUUCCCCAGGCCUCUGUUCCUCCUCCUCGUACUUAUCCUGCUCCUGCUGCUCGAGGACGCCAGAGCCCAGCAAGGUGAUGGAUGUGGACAUACUGUACUAGGUCCUGAAAGUGGAACCCUGACGUCUAUAAACUACCCACACACCUAUCCUAACAGCACUGUUUGCGAAUGGGAGAUUCGUGUAAAGACGGGAGAGAGAGUGCGCAUCAAAUUUGGUGACUUUGACAUCGAAGAUUCUGAUUCUUGCCACUUUAAUUACUUGAGAAUUUACAAUGGAAUUGGAGUUAGUAGAACCGAAAUAGGCAAAUACUGUGGUCUGGGGUUGCAAAUGAACCAUUCAGUUGAAUCAAAAAGCAAUGAAAUCACAGUGCAGUUCAUGAGUGGAAUUCACGUUUCUGGACGAGGAUUUUUGGCUUCAUACUCAAUUAUAGAAAAGCAAGAUCUAAUUACUUGUUUAGACACUGCAUCCAGUUUUUUGGAACCUGAGUUCAGCAAGUAUUGCCCAGCCGGUUGUCUGCUCCCGUUUGCUGAGGUGUCAGGAGCCAUCCCUCAUGGAUACAGAGACUCCUCCCCGUUGUGCAUGGCCGGUGUGCAUGCAGGCGUCGUGUCGAACACUUUGGGCGGCCAGAUCAGCGUCGUCAUCAGUAAGGGCAUCCCGUACUAUGAAAGCUCCCUGGCUAACAACGUAACGUCCGUGGUGGGACACUUAUCUACAAGUCUUUUUACAUUUAAGACAAGUGGUUGUUAUGGAACGCUGGGCAUGGAAUCUGGCGUGAUCGCUGAUGCUCAGAUAACAGCAUCCUCUGUGCUGGAGUGGACGGACCACACGGGACACGAGAACAGCUGGAAACCUGAAAAGGCCAGGCUGAAAAAACCGGGACCUCCCUGGGCUGCUUUUGCCACUGAUGAGUAUCAGUGGUUGCAAGUAGAUCUGAACAAGGAAAAGAAGAUCACAGGCAUUGUGACUACUGGCUCCACCAUGGUGGAGCACAAUUACUACGUGUCAGCCUACAAGAUUUUAUACAGUGCUGAUGGGCAGAGGUGGACUGUGUACAGAGAGCCCGGUGUGGACCAGGAUAAGAUAUUUCAAGGAAACAAAGAUUAUCACCAGGAUGUGCGUAAUAACUUUUUGCCACCAAUUAUUGCACGUUUUAUUAGAGUGAAUCCUACCCAAUGGCAGCAGAAAAUUGCCAUGAAAAUGGAACUGCUUGGAUGUCAGUUUAUUCCUAAAGGUCGUCCUCCAAAACUUACUCAACCUCCACCUCCUCGGAGCAGCAAUGACCUCAGAAACACUACAACCCCUCCAAAAAUAGCCAAAGGUCGUGCCCCCAAAUUUACUCAACCACUACAACCUCGAAGUAGCAAUGAAUUUCCUACACAGACAGAGCAGACAACUGCCACUCCUGAAAUCAAAAAUACUACCGUAACUCCAAGUGUGACCAAAGAUGUGGCCUUGGCCGCGGUCCUCGUCCCCGUGCUGGUCAUGCUGCUCACCACUCUGAUUCUCAUACUAGUGUGUGCUUGGCAUUGGAGGAACAGAAAGAAAAAAACGAAAGGCACCUAUGACUUGCCGUACUGGGACCGGGCAGGCUGGUGGAAAGGAAUGAAGCAGUUUCUCCCUGCCAAGUCCGCGGAGCACGAGGAAACCCCAGUUCGCUACAGCAGCAGUGAGGUGAACCACUUGAGUCCGAGAGAAGUCACCGCUGUGCUGCAGGCUGACUCUGCAGAGUAUGCACAGCCACUUGUGGGAGGAAUCGUGGGCCCCCUCCAUCAGAGGUCUACCUUUAAACCCGAAGAAGGAAAGGAAGCGGGGUAUGCUGACCUCGAUCCUUACAGCUCCCCCGUGCAAGAAGUUUACCACGCCUAUGCAGAACCGCUGCCAGUGACCGGGCCUGAGUACGCAACCCCGAUCGUCAUGGACAUGUCCGGGCACCCCUCGGCUGCAGCUGGCCUGCCCUCAACGUCCACUUUCAAAGUUGCAGGGAACCAACCGCCCCCCUCAGUGGGAACAUACAACACUCCCCUCUCCAGGACCGACAGCUGCUCCUCGGCACAGGCCCAGUAUGACACCCCGAAAGGCGGGAAGCCGGGCCCGAGCGCCCCGGACGAGCUGGUGUACCAGGUGCCGCAGAGCACACAGGAGGUGUCAGAAGCAGGGAGGGAGGGCGGCUGUGAUGUUUUUAAAGAAGUCCUUUGAAGGUGAUGCUGCUUUUUACAAAGCAUCAUUUUAAAGCACAUGGCCUUUUUUGUUGUUGUCGUAUUAGUGGUAGAACGUAUUACAUAUCUGUCACGGAUGUGGUUGGGGGAAGUGUGAUGACCGAGGUACAAAAAAACUACUAAUCUUACCAUCUUGCUUUCAAAGGGUUACUGUGGCACAGUUACUGCUUGCCUAUGAAAUUUCAAACAUCUUGUUUGUUACUACUGUAAAACACUAUUUUAUACAGAAAAGGCUCCCUACUAUGCACUUCAAAGAAAUUUAAAAUCACUGAGUAUUUAUUACUGAUGCUGCAGGUACAUUGAUGAACUCGAGAUGGCUCUGUAAGCCUUUCUGGCAAUAACACAUGGUACUGUUCUUAAAAAUGUCUAAUGGCUUGAAAUUCAGCAAUUUAUGAAAGGUGGGUACUAUUGUGAUUUCUUUCUCUUCUAUUCCUGUAUUGCUUUCUGAAUUUAAAAAAUAUAUAUUGAUAUAAUCAUUGUUUUGAUUGCAGCAUUAUGUAUUUAUCCAUCUUUCCUUAGGAAGAGCUGUAGCUGGGAAACUGACCUGUAGUGAGCAGAGUGAUUUUUCACUUUCUGACACUCUAAUGAACUUAAGCAUCUCAUAGUACAUGACCUGGGCUCAUCCCUUGCUUGUUCCACCUGGGGCCUUUGGCAGUCUGCCCCAUUCUCAUGCUUAUAAAUGCCUGGGUUUUUUUAGUGGGUGAUGCUUGCUAUAUCAGUCUCAUUAAUUUAGAUCCCCUAGUGUCUCCAUGCGGAAACAGGAACAAUUUUAUAAAUUUAAAAAGCUGUAAAGGAGAUCCUCUGCUCCAAACUCUUAUUUGCAAUGGAAUUCUUCCUAGGAGAGUGUGAGAAGUUAAGGGCUUCUAAACAGGAACACUGUAAACAAUACCCACUUGAUAUUUAUCAUCAACGUGAAAGGCAAAAUUAUUCCUCAGGAAUUAUAUAAAUUACCUCCCCUCCACAAAAGUAACCAAAUUGCUUUGGUUUUAUAUACAGACUGUUCUUUGAAUCUCAAGGUAUUUAUUGUUUUUAGUGAAAUAAAUGUUUUUCCACAGUAAGAAAUGUAAACCCAGCAUGUAUUUUUCAGCUCUCUGAUUAUGCCAUCUAUGUGGUCGGGAGGUGUGAGUAGUCUCAUACAUCACUAGGGAACAGAGGGAACAAAUGUUUUAGCAUCCUAGCAAAGGAAAAUUCCUGUCUUGCUUUUAAUACCUCUGAGCAACUUCGGUCACCCAGAAGUAGUUUAAAUGACCGAAAAUAGAAGUCAUCUGCAGUUUACUAGCCUUAGUGUAGAAACCAUCUUUAGAAGUCUUUAGAUUGGUAAGAUGAUAUGAGAAGCUAACCAUAUGAUUAAAAUAUAUGAAUUUUACAUCCCCUAGUUUAUAGUUAAUGUUGAAAUGUACUUCCCCAGCAGGUUCUAGUCAUUUCUUUUAGCUUGUACCGCCAGAUGAUGGCAGAAUUUGCUAAAAUUUGACCAACUAUAUAGUGUUCAUUUUGCUUGCUUCCAUGAGUCUUUCAGUAUUGUAAAACGUUGCUCCAAAACAGAACUGCCAAAUUCUACAGCCUCCCUGUGUUCUAGUUGUAUGAUUUUGUUGGUCUUAUUUUCAGAUGCUUUUCCUUUUUCCAACAGGCUUUUGAGGCAUAAUUUUAUUCACUGAAAAGCCAAUACACAUUUUGUUUCAAAAUAUUUGAAACAAAAAGCACAGAUGCUGAACUUUUAUUAAAACAGGUAUGAAUGUGUAAAGCACAUAUAUUAAUGCAGUCAUCCCCUCCAGGUGGGAAGAGAGUAAACCAGUGGCUUUAUUUUUUUAUUCAUCCUUAGUAUACAAAAAUCUACUUUCUAAAAUCAUAUGCCUAUUUGAAGCUUUAAGAGAAAUGAGUUCAGUAACUAUUUCUUUUUUCCAAAGAUGCUUGCUAUUUUUAAUUGUGUGUACCUGAUUGUUUUCCCAUAGAACUCUUUUUUUUUUUGAAGCAAAUGUUUUCUUAAAUAAUGCAUGUUUUAAGACUUGAUUCAUAUAUUGCCACUGUGCUGUCCCUGAACUACCAAUAAUUUUUACAAAAUGUCUAGUUUUUAACUACUAUUAUAUAUUUUACUUUCCAAAUGAAGAGCUGAGCCUGAUACAAAAGGUUAUUCUGGUUUGUACUUUUUAAUUCAUUUUCAUAUUAGAGUUUUUUUUUUUAAACUUUACUAUGUCUGAUAUAUAUACAGCUUUGGAGACAAUCAAGUAACAACUGAAAAUGUGAAGGUAACCAUUUUUUACAAAAUUCCCUUGAUUUUUUUAUUCUUUGCUUGAAACAUGUAGGAAAAAAAAAAGUCACUGUGACUUACUGGGUUAAAUUUUUUCCUGUUAAUGCAGUUAUAAAAAUAGAGUCAGACCAUGGCACAGGAAAUAUGGCCCUUAAGGUUUCAUAAAAUUACACUGACUUCACUGUUACUUGAUUUUAGGAACCAGCACAGUUAAAGGUGAGAUAUUGUGAAUGCUGAUUUAUAUUGUAUUAAAAGCUGUAAAUCUAGAGAGAUCCUAUUUGUGUAUGCAGGGUCUAGCCCAGUUAUUUAAGUUCACGUUUCGCUAUUUGCACUUUGCAUUGAACAAUGGGUUUAUUUGCUGUUGAAAUGGUUCGAGUAGAAGAUUUAUACAGUAAUUGAAAUUAUGUUAUGUACACAUUUGCCCUUCUCCCUCCCACCCACAAGAGGGAGCAGAAAAUGAGCUUAUUUAAAUAUGAAUGUGGCCAUAAUUCUGUGGAAUGUAAUAAAGCUUGAACCUCUUUCCCUGGGCUCCACAUUGUUACCUGGAGAGCAAGAGGGUUAUAGAAAAACACCAUGUCAGAUAAUAGGAUUAGAAAGAACAACUAGAUUAGGUGGGACAAUAAAAGCUUCUCAACCCUCUUAAGAGAAAUCAGUGAAGUUCUGUUUAUUUAAAAAAGAAAAAUUUACCUACUGGCUAUGCCUUUUGGUUCUGAACUUGAAAUCCCUAAACUGCAAUAUCUAAGAGUUGGAUAUUUUUAGGUCAACUGUGGCAUCAGUUCUCAUAUAAUCCAACUUGUAACUAGUUUCUUCUUCUCAUCUCCUCCUCUUCUUUUUUGGCACUGGGAAAGGUAGAAACAAAACAUAUAUUGAAAUACGUAUUGGAAAUAAAAAUGGCUUUGCGUGUCAGUGAUAUUCUCCCAGAAUGUACUUUCCUUACCUCGGCAUGUACUGUAGUCACUCAAUAUUUGUAUAUGUUGCUAGAAUUUGAUUGUAUAAAUAGUGAGAUUUUAAUGUGUUCGUGUGUUUUUAAUAAAUUGUAUAUAUGU
Odocoileus virginianus texanus is the source of this 5961-nucleotide messenger RNA. RefSeq names its product discoidin, CUB and LCCL domain containing 2 (gene DCBLD2). Gene Ontology annotation, molecular function: signaling receptor activity. Gene Ontology annotation, cellular component: plasma membrane. Gene Ontology annotation, biological process: wound healing. NCBI's taxonomy places the organism in Eukaryota, Metazoa, Chordata, Mammalia, Artiodactyla, Cervidae. The record is from RefSeq and is a predicted model, not a curated record.